Messenger RNA from Centruroides sculpturatus (bark scorpion), 720 nucleotides. RefSeq lists its product as uncharacterized. Lineage: Eukaryota; Metazoa; Arthropoda; Arachnida; Scorpiones; Buthidae. The record is from RefSeq and is a predicted model, not a curated record. Gene Ontology annotation, molecular function: DNA binding. The transcript has a single exon. Gene Ontology annotation, cellular component: nucleus. The coding region runs from base 1 to 720 and encodes 239 amino acids.
AUGCGAACUUAUAUUCGAAAAACAACACGAGGUUCUGUAUCUCAGGAGUUGAUGCAAAGAGCUGCAGAUGCAGUUAUUAAAGAUGGUAAAAAAAUAAAAACUGUUGCCAGAGAAUUAGAUAUUUGUCAUAUGACGUUAUACAGAUUUGUAAAGAAGUUGAAAUCUGGAGUAGAAAACGCUGUGGUUGGCUACAAAAAAGUAAGAUUGGUCUUUAGUGAAGAACAGGAAAACAAGUUAGCAGAAUAUUUGUUAAAAUGUGCAACAAUUUUCUUUGGUCUUCUACCAGAGGAAGUGCGAAAAUUAGCAUAUGAAUGUGCACAGAAAUUCAACGCCUCUGAUAUUCCACCAUCUUGGCAUGAGAAUAAAAAAGCUGGUCCAGAUUGGCUGACUGGUUUUUUAAAGAGAAACCCUCAACUCUCGAUUAGAGCCCCGGAAUCGACAAGUGCUAGCAGAGCAUCAUCUUUUAAUAAGCACAAUAUUAACGAAUUUUUUACAAAGCUAGGCACAGUGUUGGAUAAAUAUAAAUUUCCGCCCUCGAGAAUAUAUAAUUUAGAUGAAACUGGCGUUACAACAGUGCUAAAGCCAAAGAAAAUUAUUGCCAAAAAAGGAACUAAGCAAGUUGGAGCUAUAGUAUCUGCAGAACGAGGUUCAUUAGUCACCGUAGAACUGGCAGCAAAUGCAUUAGGACACACAGUUCCUCCAAUGUUUAUUUUCCCUUGA